AUGGCUUCACGCCCUCCCGCUCGGCCUGUGGUCGCGCAGCCCUACGUCUCCUCUUUCUACAACACAGCGGACCUCUCUGACGGUGUCAAGGCAGUCAACUUGGAGUAUAGGGAGCAGAACUUGAGAGACCUCGGCCGCGAGGAUAGCUUAGAGGACUACGCAGAGUCUGAAGGUCAUUCAAGCGCAGACACCGGCAACUUCACAGACAUCGCGGACCUCGGCAUCAGCGACGUGCUCGACACCGAUAUCGAGCAUCCGGUCAUUAAGAAGGUGUUCGGAGACCUAGUCGAGGAUCCUCUGUGGCCGCAUCUCCACGACGUUCAAGAGACAGUUCAGCUUGAACCGUCUGAUUGGGACAAGCUCGUUGAACUUGUGCACGAGCACAAAGACGUGUAUGAGCUCUUUUCCUUCCACUACAACCACAACAGCCACAUCCUCACCAUGUCGACACCUACCAACGUUCAUGAGCAUGUCAGCAACCUCUUCGGCGACUUGCUCGCCGUUUGCUAUGGCGGGCCUUGCGUCCUGAAUAUGCCCGGCUUCAAGGGCGUGCUCACGGCGGACACCAAGAGGAAGUUUGUAGGUCCUCUUCCCACCCCGGAUGACCCUUCUCGCCACGUCCGCAAGUUGGUUGGACCGGCGCUGUUGGUCCCGGACGGGGCCGUGACGCUUAGAUUCCCGGUCCUUCUGCAAGAUGACAACUACGAUUUGCGAGUCGAACAUGGGGAGCACGUUGUCGGAGUCUUCGAGAAGGGGUUUAACGAGGCGUGGGAUCAUCUUGUGUUUCAUUUUGGCCAAUACAGCAUCCCUCAGACAUUGAACAGGAACUCGAACGAACUUCCGGUCUUCAUGCUCACUGUCAAGGUCGUCGAGCACCCCAAGUACCAAUCUCCACAUCCGUCCAGCAAGUCCACGCCUGAGCAGAAACAAGCAUUGCGGAACCACUGGAUGCCGAUCGACGGCAGAACUCUACGCAAGCUCGAGCCAACGGACCCGGGCAACAUGUUGACCGGUAGAGUGACCAUAGGUGGUUACACGUUCUGCGGGGAACUCGAGGCUUACAUCGUCAUCAUCGGCUUCUUCAACGAGCACAGGGCUGCUUUGGAGCAAGGUUACCGAGAGCAAUGGACGGUGGAUGAAUGGGUGAAGAAGGGCCAAGGAAUAAAGGUCCGCAAGAAGUACGAGGGCGAUGAAGCGCAGAAACUGAAGGAAUUCACCGACGUGUGGAAGUCCGUGUUCACCAAGUAUCGACUUCGUAUCUGGGAGAAGGGUGGUGAGGCUUGGCGAGCCUACGCCAAGGCUCAGCAGGCGAAGGGUGACAACGUCUACUUGCACGACGGCGUUCGAGGCGCCUGGAAAGAGUACCUCCUUUCGGCGCCAUUCAACAAGUCCAAGUCAGAGGCGGACGAACUGCCUCUGAGCGAUCUCAUCACCGCCAUCACGACCGGUGCAAUUGCGACUGCUACUGAACGCUUUGAUACCUUCAAGCGACAGGUAUGCGGGUUCUCGCCGGACCUGCCUGCUCCCGACAUCGUACCGGAUGUCAGCCGAGCGAAUGAGUUGGAGGACGACGUGUUGAACGUGAAGCGGAAGUACGAGGAGUGGAUGGAAGAAGCCGAAGCCGAGCUGGACGUCCAGGAGCCGGACGUCAAGCGUCCUCGUCAAGGCGAUAACAAAUCUGACUGA
Messenger RNA from Fomitopsis serialis, 1686 nucleotides. RefSeq lists its product as uncharacterized. Lineage: Eukaryota; Fungi; Basidiomycota; Agaricomycetes; Polyporales; Fomitopsidaceae. The transcript has 6 exons. The coding region runs from base 1 to 1686 and encodes 561 amino acids. The record is from RefSeq and is a predicted model, not a curated record.